UGUGUGUGUGUGUGCGUAGCUAUGUAUUUGAGUCUGCGUGAGCGGCCAUUGUUGUGCGGUGCGAAAAAACAACCCCGAAGCGUGCCUCUCGCUCACACAGACAGAUAGGCAGCAAAUCAAUGAAUGAAGCAGGCAACGGAUGCUCUCAAUGUGUGUGUGUGUGUGCGUGUGCGUGCGUAGGUAGGCCGCUAGGUAGGCCUAUACUGCCAGGACCUUAACGCUCAUUGAAAAAAAUCUCUUUAAAUUGUGUGCCGCUCGACUGAGAGAGCUCAGUUCGAGUUGAGAUCUUGCAACGCACACACACCGCUCCGCCUACGCAAUUGCACGCCAAGUGUUCCUCCGCCCAAGUGAAACAGUGAAUUUUCAUAUAAGAAUAAGAAACAACGAUUAUGUCGACAAUUAACAUGCAUCCACCGCAAACGUACUCGCGCCUGUUCCGUCCCUGGGAUACGCAACGCCAGAUUCCAGCAGCGCCCGCCAGGGCCGUGAAACGUGAACGUGAGCCCGAAACAGUGACCAUCAAAACGGAGCUGCCCAGCAGCAGUAGCUGCUGCUAUGGACAGGAUAGCGACCGCGAGUCCUCCUCAUCCUCGUCGAGCAGCAGCAGCCGGAGCAGCAGCAGCAGCAGUAAAUCCAGCUAUGAGGAUGGCCUAAACAACAGCUACACUCGCACAUCGACUCCUCUGCUAGAUGCCACGCCCCAGCCAGCAUUUCCAGCCACCUCAGCUGUGGCGCCACAGCAGCUAUCGCCGCAGCCAGCGCCUUUCAUGCCCGCCAACGACUUGUACUACGCCGCCGCAGCAGCUGCUGCCGCUGCCGCCGCCAAUACCCCAGCCGCAGCUGCCUUUGGCAUGGACCCGUUCACGCUGGGCCUGAUGGAGCAGGAGUACGCUCGUGUCAUGGCCGAGGAUGCCCAGCUGAAGGCACUGAAUGCCCGCAAGCAGCGCCCAAAGAAAUUCAAGUGCCCCCACUGCGACGUGGCCUUCUCAAAUAAUGGCCAGCUGAAGGGACACAUCCGCAUUCAUACCGGCGAACGACCAUUCAAGUGCGACGUAGAAACCUGCGGCAAGACCUUCACACGCAACGAGGAGCUGACCCGGCACAAGCGCAUUCACUCCGGUCUGCGUCCGUAUCCGUGCAGCGCCUGUGGCAAGAAGUUCGGACGACGUGACCACCUCAAGAAGCACAUGAAGACGCAUAUGCCGCAAGAGCGUCAGCUGGGACCGGCCAUCUUUAUGCCCAUGUAUCCAUAUCUGUAUGGCUACUAGGCAGCUGACCCCCACUCCAGCCCCAGCCCCAGCCUCAGCUACUAUUACAGCUACAGCUUCAGCGAUCUGUGAAGCGCUUGCACGCAUUAAAAACGCAACAACCAACUACCAACAAACCAACCAAGCAACAAGAACAA
Molecule: messenger RNA, 1405 nt
Organism: Drosophila navojoa
Lineage: Eukaryota; Metazoa; Arthropoda; Insecta; Diptera; Drosophilidae
Gene: hkb
Product: zinc finger transcription factor huckebein
Biological process (GO): regulation of transcription by RNA polymerase II
Molecular function (GO): DNA-binding transcription factor activity, RNA polymerase II-specific; RNA polymerase II cis-regulatory region sequence-specific DNA binding
Source: RefSeq, a predicted model, not a curated record